This is a messenger RNA of Aethina tumida (small hive beetle), 1737 nucleotides long. Its product is annotated as putative fatty acyl-CoA reductase CG5065. Lineage: Eukaryota; Metazoa; Arthropoda; Insecta; Coleoptera; Nitidulidae. The record is from RefSeq and is a predicted model, not a curated record. Gene Ontology annotation, biological process: long-chain fatty-acyl-CoA metabolic process. The coding region runs from base 120 to 1646 and encodes 508 amino acids. The transcript is spliced from 8 exons. Gene Ontology annotation, cellular component: peroxisome. Gene Ontology annotation, molecular function: alcohol-forming very long-chain fatty acyl-CoA reductase (NADP+) activity.
UCGGAAUGUCGUGCUGAAGUGUGCGUGUGUCGUAAACUCGAGAAGUAAUUGCUGAGUGGUUUUAUGAGCAGUUUUAUGGAUUCGACUUUGAAAAUUUUUUGAAAAAGGAAUAAAUCAAAAUGGGCGAUUCGAAAGUCGCCGACUUUUAUGAGAACCAGCACGUUCUCAUAACGGGCGCCACUGGUUUUAUGGGCAAAGUUUUGGUGGAGAAGUUGCUGAGAAGUUGUCCAAAAAUUGGUACCAUCUAUUUGCUGAUUCGCAACAAAAAAGGCAAGGAGAGUGCUCAAAGGUUGAACGAGUUCCUGAACUGUCCGAUCUUCGAACAGCUCAAGAACAAUCAGAAGGAUGUUUUCAACAAAUUACAGGUUGUGCAAGGGGACGUGACCUUCAAUAACUUAAAUUUGAACAAUCAAGAUUUUACCUUACUAAAAGAUAAUGUGACCAUGAUCUUCCACAUGGCAGCCAACGUACGUUUCGACCAAGCUCUAAAGCCAGCAGUUUUAAUGAACACAGGAGGUACCAAAAACGUUUUGGAUCUGGCGUGCCACUUCAAGCAACUGCUUUCUUUCGUCCACGUGUCCACCUCUUAUUGCCACUGCGAUGAGACGGAACUAAAGGAGCAAACCUACCCCGUCGCAGACAAUCCAAUGAAAAUUCUGGACAUGGUGCAGUGGAUGCGACCUGAAGUUAUAAAAUCAAUAACCCCGCACUUGUUGAAGAACUCCCCCAACACAUACGCCUACACCAAAGCUUUAACUGAACAACUAGUGAACGAAUACAGUACGGUACUUCCCGUAGCAAUUGCCCGUCCUUCAAUAGUUACAGCAUCUGUUGAGGAGCCGUUCCCCGGCUGGGUGGACAACCUGAACGGCCCCACCGGCAUUUUCGUGGGGGCCGGCAAAGGGGUGAUCCGCACCAUGUACUGCAACCCCGAUUUAUUUGCCGAUUUGGUACCCGUCGACUGUGUGAUUAACAGUUUGAUUUUGAUCGGUUGGAAACGGGCCGUUGAACGGAAGAACGAAACGGACGUUUACCACAUCGUUGCCAAUAGAGAUAAUCAGAUUUCCUGGGGAAGGGCUCUGGAAAUUGGCAGGAGGCACUUCUUCAACAACCCUUUCAGCGUAUGCCUUUGGUAUCCCGGUGGCGGCUUUAAUUCGAAUUAUUUCUUGCAUAUGCUGACUGUUAUCUUCCUCCAUUACAUUCCCGCCUAUUUCGUCGACUUUUUGAUGAUACUCACGAGAAACAAACCUUUUUUGGUGAGGACGCAAAACAGGAUAACGAACGGUUUAUCAAUGCUCCAGUACUACACAACGAGGCCUUGGUACUUUCACGAUGAUAAACUCAGGAGUCUGUACAAAAAAUUAAAUGAAACCGACAGAAAAACAUUCUUUCCUACUUGUAUUAUGAUCGAUUACGAUCGAUAUAUUUUGAAUUACAUUUUAGGGGCGAGAAAAUAUUGUGUACGUGAAGAUCCGGAAACAAUUCCACAUGCCAAAAGAGUACUGAAAAGGCUGUACUAUUUGGAUUUGGUUAAAAACAUUCUGUUGUUUUGUUUAUUUAUGUGGAUUUUUGUAUAUAUCAGUGGAUUCUUCUUGAAUUUGGAUACUUCAAUUCACUCUGGUGUUAAACACGUUGUGGUUAAGUGAACGAAUGAAAUAGUACUUGUAGAGUAGUCAUUAGUUUUAAUUUUAAUUUAUAUAUUAUAUUUUUGUAACUACUAAUAAAAUUAUACAUUUA